GCAACACACUGUGGUAGCUCCGGACAGUAUCGCAUAGAGUCAGAUCACUUUAUAGUCGCUGGCGCUACCGCAUGCGACAACAAAGGCGCGACCGCGUUCGGCGAUAUGGCAGACAGACUCACGCAGCUCCAGGAAUUCCUGGAUGAUCUGCUCAUGCAGAUGUACACGUCUCUCGACUACAUUCACACGCGCGCACCUUACGCUUCGAUCCCAGGCCAAGAUUCGCAAGCACCUUCGCAACCUUCAUCGCACCAGGCAGGCGCAAACGGCACAACGGCAGCGACGAAUGGAGACGGUGACAAGCAAGGAGAAGGAAGUAAUGCCCGAGCGAACCGCGAAGGUCAAGAGCCGCUGCCAGAGAAUCCCGAGACUUUCAACAGGGCAAUGGUCGAGUUGGCGCAAGAUCUAGUUUUGAAGGAGCAAAUGAUCGAGCAUGUGAUCAACAACUUGCCAGGCAUUGGCAACAGUCAGGCUGAGCAAGAGCGCAGAAUGAAGGAGCUCGAGCAGGAACUGCGCACGGUCGAGGAGGAGCGGCGCAAGAAAGAGGUUGAGCGUGAGAACAUGAUCGACAUGCUGGGCGAAGUGAUCGGAAAGGUUAAGAGAAUCCCGUGAAGACAGAACUCGCGCGCGCAUCCUUGAAACCCUUGCUGAAGCUGUCACAUGCGCU
Pseudocercospora fijiensis CIRAD86 is the source of this 667-nucleotide messenger RNA. RefSeq lists its product as uncharacterized. The transcript is spliced from 2 exons. Gene Ontology annotation, molecular function: transcription coregulator activity. The record is from RefSeq and is a predicted model, not a curated record. Gene Ontology annotation, biological process: regulation of transcription by RNA polymerase II. Gene Ontology annotation, cellular component: mediator complex. Lineage: Eukaryota; Fungi; Ascomycota; Dothideomycetes; Mycosphaerellales; Mycosphaerellaceae. The coding region runs from base 106 to 612 and encodes 168 amino acids.